AGUGCCACUUUUGGUGCCUGGGAACGAGGUUGAAUUAGCGCAGGCUCGUGUUGUUUUUGGAACAACAUGGCGGAGAGAGCGGAAACACUGGAAACAUGUAGCGAUCUUUUGAAGGUUUGUAAUUUCUUACAAACGCGAGGAGUGACACAGGACAUUAUUGAAAGUUUUAAAUAUGAAAAGAUGCAUGUGGAAGCCAUAACGCAAGCAAAGGACAAUGAGUUGUUGCUUCUUGGACUUGACAAGAAAGGAGACAUUCUGAGCUUGAGAAAUUUUGUACAAAAAUUGUCCAAAGAGUCCUCAAAUGACGAGAAAAGAUCUAAAAAAAUGUCACUGUUACACAAAGUUCUGGAAAAUGGUAAACAGAAAAAAAGCCUUAGACAGCAAAAAGAUGGGAAAGUGCUACCUAAGAUGCAAAAGGUGCAACUAGUAUGGGUGCAUUUAGAUGCCGAGAAGCAGAGUUUUGUUUCUGUGAGAAUGGACAAGGGAGGUGGUACACGAGAGGUUGAAAUUGAGCUAAAUGCAGACAAAGAUGACAUCAUUGGCAUUGCCAAAUCCAUAUUUUUCACCGAUGGUAACAGUAACUUUGGGCCUGAACAGCUGAUGACAUUUGGACUGGCCAAUUUCCAGCACAAAGACAUUUCAACAAUAAAACUUUCUGGUGUUCAUUUGGCAUUUACACUGCAGCGCUAUGUAGAGAAAUGCAAGAUGUGUAGAGUCAGGCUGUACUUGACUUCAAAGAUCAACACUUUAGAUGAUGUGUCCCUUCUAAAACCAGCAGAUCACUUAAAACCAGCAUCUACCAGUAAACUAGAGAGAAAGGAAUCUGGCUUGAAUGAUGACGAGACCAAGUCACGGACACUGACAAAAUUAGAGGAACGGCGGAAAAUCAUUUCUGAGCAAGAUGCUGACUAUGAAGAGUCAUUGGCUACUGACAAGGCUAAAAGGGAAAAGUUGAUGAAAGAGCCAGUAAAGCAAGCAAAAAACACUACACUGUACGUGAGUGAGGCUAUUUCAACACCACAUCUUGAAGAUGAAGAAGUAACCUUCUUUGGGUUUGGAAUCAAUGAAUGGGAGCCUCUUGAUGAAUCUAAUUUCUUUUUGGAUCCCAUAAGUGAAACUGUCCCUGAACAACUUCUGGAUGGCGAUGAGAGGUAAUAUGUUAUGUCAUUUUCAGUGUCUUAUGUUGUGAACUUAACUGACAAGAAAUUUGACAAUCUUAUGUUUGCCUCACUGAGGAAAGGUUUGAGGCAUAACAUUAUUUGUUAUUUUCUAUGUUAACUUGUUACUCUCUACUUAUUGCUGGACUUCCAGAGAUCCACCCAUUUUAAUAUUAUUGAUGUCUGGUUUUCUUGGGAUUGCAGUUGGUAAUAAGCAUUUGUGACCAGGGUGAAGGGUUGUUUACACU
This is a messenger RNA of Stylophora pistillata, 1405 nucleotides long. RefSeq lists its product as uncharacterized. The record is from RefSeq and is a predicted model, not a curated record. Lineage: Eukaryota; Metazoa; Cnidaria; Anthozoa; Scleractinia; Pocilloporidae. Gene Ontology annotation, molecular function: ubiquitin-protein transferase activity.